AUGGCGGCGAGGACGAUUUACUUCGGACGCUUCAUAUCGGCGCCGAAGCCCGAUGAGCUACUGAUACAGACUGGUGCUGUGCUUGUGUCAAGUAGAGACGGCAGAGGAGUCAUUGAGAAGGUGGAUUGGACUGUCAACGGACCCAACGAUGCACUCAGCAAGUUCGGGAUCGAGGCGCCGGUCGUUACUGCCCAUGAUAACGGAUUUUUCUUCCCUGGUUUCAUUGAUACACACAUUCAUGCAUCGCAAUAUCCGAAUGCAGGGAUUUUUGGAAAAUCAACGCUGCUGGACUGGCUGACAACUUACACAUUCCCACUGGAAUCUUCUUUCGGCAACGUCAAAUCUCCCAUGUACAAGAACGCGUCGGAGACACCGAAUCCACUGGCGCGAGCGAAAGCCGCAUAUAGCCGGGUGGUGUCACGGACAUUGGCACAUGGAACAACGACUGCAUCAUACUACGCCACCAUCCACGUCGAAGCGACGAAUCUACUGGCUGACAUUGCCUUCGACAAAGGUCAGAGAGCAUACAUCGGGCGAGUGUGCAUGGAUCGGCCAGAAAUGUGCCCAGAUUAUUACCGUGACGAAAGCACCGAGGAGUCAAUAACGAACACGAAAGCUAGUAUCGAAUAUUGCAAAUCUCUGGAUCCAAGUGGCGAGCUGUUGGCACAUAUCGUAACACCGCGGUUCGCCCCGAGUUGUUUACCUGAGACAUUAACUCAGCUGGCGACUUUGGCAAAGGAAGAAGAUCUUCGAAUACAGACGCACAUCUCAGAGAAUCUGAACGAAGUCAAGCUGGUCAAAGAGCUCUUCCCGGAUCGAGAAAGCUACACUGAUGUCUAUAACCAUCAUGGGCUGUUGACGCCGCGGACUAUUCUUGCGCAUGCGGUACACAUAAGCCGUGAAGAGAUGCAGGUGAUCAAACAGCGAAAAGCAAAAGUCAGCCAUUGUCCCGCCAGCAACAGUGCCCUGGGCAGUGGAUUCUGUCCUGUGCGGGUAAUGCUCGAUGAGGGUAUUGACGUUGGGCUAGGCACGGACGUCAGUGGAGGCUACAGCACGAGUAUCUUAGACGCAGUCAGGAACGCCUGCAUGGUCAGUCGUCAUGUGGGAUUUCUCAACGGUGGCGACAGUCGGUUCAACCUUGGCAUUACAGAAGCACUGUGGCUGGGAACCGUUGGUGGAGCAAAAGUAGUUGGUUUGGAGGGUCGGUUGGGUGGUUUUGAACAGGGAAUGCUAUGGGAUGUGCAGGAGGUUGUGCUGGGUGAGGUCAAAAAGGAUGGAGAGGGUGACGAUACGGAUGUCGAUAUCUUUGGCUGGGAGGAUUGGGAGAAUCGGGUCGCCAAGUGGGUGUGGAAUGGUGAUGAUAGAAAUGUGCGGAGGGUGUGGGUGGGUGGUAGAAUGGUUCACGAACGGAAGUGA
Molecule: messenger RNA, 1416 nt
Organism: Exophiala bonariae
Lineage: Eukaryota; Fungi; Ascomycota; Eurotiomycetes; Chaetothyriales; Herpotrichiellaceae
Exons: 2
Coding region: 1-1416 (471 amino acids)
Biological process (GO): guanine metabolic process
Cellular component (GO): cytosol
Molecular function (GO): zinc ion binding; guanine deaminase activity
Source: RefSeq, a predicted model, not a curated record